This is a messenger RNA of Propithecus coquereli (Coquerel's sifaka), 1765 nucleotides long. It is a transcript of the gene DUSP3, whose product is annotated as dual specificity phosphatase 3. The transcript has 3 exons. Gene Ontology annotation, molecular function: MAP kinase phosphatase activity; protein tyrosine/serine/threonine phosphatase activity. The record is from RefSeq and is a predicted model, not a curated record. Lineage: Eukaryota; Metazoa; Chordata; Mammalia; Primates; Indriidae. Gene Ontology annotation, biological process: negative regulation of MAPK cascade; protein dephosphorylation. Gene Ontology annotation, cellular component: cytoplasm. The coding region runs from base 122 to 679 and encodes 185 amino acids.
CCCGCGCCCGGCGGGCCCGCCCCCGGGGCGGGGCGGCUCCGGCUGUGAGCCCCCGCCCAGCUGACCCGCCGCUCUCCCCCUAGCUCGCUGCGGCCCCGGCGCGCAGGGCCGGGCAGCCGCCAUGUCGGGCCCGUUCGAGCUCUCGGUGCAAGAUCUCAACGACCUGCUCUCGGACGGCAGCGGCUGCUACAGCCUCCCGAGCCAGCCCUGCAACGAGGUCACCCCGAGGAUCUACGUGGGCAACGCGUCUGUGGCUCAAGAUAUCCCCAAGCUGCAGAAACUGGGUAUCACCCAUGUCCUGAACGCGGCUGAGGGCAGGUCCUUCAUGCACGUCAACACCAAUGCCAACUUCUACAAGGACUCCGGCAUCACCUACCUGGGCAUCAAGGCCAACGACACGCAGGAGUUCAACCUCAGCGCCUACUUCGAAAGGGCAGCGGACUUCAUUGAGCAGGCCUUGGCUCAAAAGAACGGCCAGGUGCUCGUCCACUGCCGUGAGGGUUACAGCCGCUCCCCGACUCUCGUCAUCGCGUACCUUAUGCUGCGGCAGAAGAUGGACGUCAAGUCUGCCCUGAGCAUCGUGAGGCAGAACCGUGAGAUCGGCCCCAACGAUGGUUUCCUGGCCCAGCUCUGCCAGCUCAAUGACAGACUAGUCAAGGAGGGGAAAUUAAAACUCUAGGGCAGCCCCGCUGCCUUGUCUGCCGGGGAGGCCCUGGUUGAAGGUGUCCCAAGCCGCCAUGUUUAGGAAACACACUGUACCCCGCUCCCAGCAUCACAAGGCACAUGCCCACAAGUCUGUCCCUACACAGUCCUGGGCCGCUUUCCCCCUCGGGAGCACAUAAAGAUGCUUGCUGAGGAGGGCAUCCUUGUUCCCUGAUUGUCCUGUUGUAACUUACGUCCUUUUUCUGGGGGUGGGGGCUUGGAGAGGGAAGGCCUGUGGCCCGCAUGCUUGACGGCCCAGGGCAGGAGGUCUGGAAGGGUGAGGCCUGAGAUGUUCACAGGGGCCCCUCACAACCUCCCCUCCCUCACCUCCAGAUCCUCUCCUGAGCGGGAACCUCAGCACCUGAGCCCUAGUACAGGAGCUAUGCAAACGCAGGCCCCCUCCCCACCACGUCUGUGUCCCCUGGUGUCCCCGCAGCCUUCCCCACCCUGCACGGGGGUAGAGUUCUCGCGCCACAAACGCGAGAGGCAGGGGCGGGGGUGUCCAUCAGUUGUUAGUGGAUGGAAAUUCCCACAAGAGGCUGCAUUUUAAUGAUUUUCGUGGGGUUAAUUGGGUGGGUAACAAAUUCUGGAAGACUCUGCUAAAUCCAUAGAGUUUUUAAAAUGUGAAUCUUUGGAUGGUUGAAUUCAGAAACCACGGCUUUGGACUAUUUCCCUCGGAGCUCUCUCAGUCACUUCGUCUGUUAGAAGAGCGAUGCUUUGGGCAUGGUUUUAUUUUUCUUUUUUAGAAAACAGGGUGUUGAAGUCCAGCCUAUUUAAAAACCCCACCAUUUGGAGAAUGACAAGGGUUUUGUCCUGAAUUAUAGUGUUGGCGAGCCCAAGCCACUUGUGCUAACUGCUUUUUGUCUCAGUUGCUAUUCCUAGACCUGAAGGAGGAAGCUGGCCAGUGACAGCAUGUGUGUGUGGGUGCAGAUGGGGGUGUGCCUCUGGGAAACGAAUGGUCCCGGGCACACACCCUGCCCACUUACAGGUGCCAAUGGAGGGUCCCUGGAGAGACUCAGAGACAUGGCAGAGUGGCCAAAUGAAUCCUUUAUUGGUGGUAGAG